AUGCAAAAGUUGGUUGAUUGUUCGAAGGAAUUGGCUGGCAAGAUUCAAAACCACGUUCCAGCUCUUUCCGAGCUCAAAGAGGUUCUUGAAAAGCUUAUAAAUCGGAUAGGUUCCCAGUUCAGGUGGUCGAAAAGUCUUUGGCUGCAAACUUCGAAAAUGUUAGCGUUGAUGUCCGUGAUUGUCCAGGUUUGAACGUUUCGUGAAACCUUUUUUAAAAUCAAAUUGUUUUAAUGUAGUGUAAACGAAAGUUUUUUGUCUCAUCUUUUCAACAAUAUAACUCUUCAAGUUCUUUUUUGUUAAGACCUGUCUGCCGAGCCGUUCAGCUUACAGUCGUCAGGAUUUGGCAAAAACUUGAGAAUCGCCGAUAUCGGUGGUCCCAGCAAUCUCUAUCCGCGUUUCCAUACGCACAGCGAAUUCGACCUGAGGGUACUCUUAAAAAUGAAUCCUUGAAAGUUCUAUUGCCCGCUUCAGGAGAUUGCCAAGGUCUGCGAGCUUCCGUCGGCGGCGCUUUUCGGCCCAGGCGCCGGUCAUUGGCCGACGGUCGGAGUCAACAGCGAAAUGGUCGUCGACGCCAAUCUUGCCAGUGGAAAAGUCAUUAUUCUCAACUUUAAAGGCUUUUUUUAAAGAUUGUUUUCUAGGUACCGAAAGAAAACACAAAACCUAACUCUCAAAAAUUUUUAGAGAUGCCAGGGUCAAUUUUACGCCUUUCUUCGAAAAACAGACUUUUUUGGCGGCUUUCCAAAACAAGUCCAGUUUUUUUUUAAAUUUGGAGCCCGGUUUUCUAAAAGUCACUCUAAAGCUUUUUCAUUGUGAAAGUUCAAUUAAAAUUUUCAAACUACUUUCGACCAACGAAAAAAAGAAAUUCGCCGUUCUUUCGACUUACAUCAUUGAGACGGGUUAUUCAUUUUCCAAAAAAAAAUCUUGAAAAACAGUAUUUGAUAAAGAAGGUGUCGUCACUGAUUUCAAUGUUGUUUUUUGAUCUACUGCGUGUCAAAAACUGGUUUUUCAGAACUUGGAAAUUCGAAAAACACCAGAAAAAAAAAAUGAAAAAGUUAACAAAAUUAACAAUCAUUUCACUCAACAUAAAAAAAUUUUCUGUUGAGUCAAAUGAAAUAUUCUGGUCACAGAUAAAAUGGUUCAAUAAACUUUGGGUAAAUUUAUCCUCUUGAAUUUUCGAAACUUUUUGUCAGGUGUCCACAAAAGUCGCCAAAAUCGACGACAGUAACCCCAAAGGCUACGCCGUUUCAAAAAUCCAAGAACCCAAGUUCAACAUGAUGGCCAAUAUCGCCAUCUCGGAGCCUGAUCAAGCGGAGCAAGUGGGUGAGUCACAUUUUCAUCAAAAUCUAGCUCGAAAACUCAAAUAAUUUCGAUUUUUCUUACAGUCCACUUCAAGGCUUCGAUCCGGAAAGGGUCCAAGAACCUGACAAACACGAUCAGAGAUGCUCUCGCCGAGUAUUAUGGAGAGAAGUCUUGAUUUUAGUGAAAGCUAGAAAAAUCAAUUGAACUCAGGCCGGUGUCAUUGGCAGGUCUUUUCAUCAUUCAAAAAGGAAAAGCCAAACUUCACGUCAUGCCAGACUUUCCGGGUUGUCCGUUUGAGUCGAAUGAAGAGGUUUGGCUUGAUAAAGGAUGUUUUGAAUCAUCAAGAUUUUAGGUCGACAAAUGGUUGAGGUAUUUUGAAAUGGAGGCGCCGUUGGUCUGUGCUUCGAUUCUUCAUUCUUAUGAUCCAGGUUGAGUUUUCGAGAAUCAGAAUUUUUUUUUUCUGUUUUAAAACUGUUCUGUGAAAAUAAGUAAGAAUUGGGGAAGGUUAAUAUAGCUUAUUCACUUCAAAUAGCCUUGCGGGGGUUUUGAAAGGAGCAAACUAACUUUAUACAGGUCUCGAGGCGAAGAGCCGUUUCAAGUGCUAUUCUGAGGAAUAUGAAAAUAUUUGCGUUUGAUUCUGCGCUAGAAUAUUUGAUUUUAGAGCAGGUUUUAUGAGACCUUACUUUUUUUUUCCACAGACCUUCACUGGAUCUCUGAAAAAUCGGAAAACGAAGAUAAGGAAAUUUCAAAAAAUGUUUUAGGUUCAGUAAUAAAAACAGUACAUUUUUCAGGAAUGAGCCUUCGAUUGGAGCACACGCAUUGCUACUCCGAACACGGCGAAGGCGGUCACUACCACUACGACACGACUCCAGAAGACGUCGUCUACGAGGGAUGGUUCGCCCCGGCGAACCACGUCUACCGAAUCGACAAGUGCUGA
Molecule: messenger RNA, 2236 nt
Organism: Caenorhabditis auriculariae
Lineage: Eukaryota; Metazoa; Nematoda; Chromadorea; Rhabditida; Rhabditidae
Source: the annotation of a GenBank genome assembly